UGGGGAGCACUCAUUGUUACCCAGAAGGCCCUUGUUACCAGACAUACCUCAUCCAGAAAGCCAUUGUGUGGCAUACCAUUGCUGCCAUUUUUUCACAUAAGAGAACCAGGGCUCAGAGAAGGGCAGCCAGUGCCCCAAGUGGCCCAGAGCACAGAGUUGGAAGAGAGGAAAUACCGGGUGGAGGGACAGACCGUGACCUCCAUGGGAGGUUGGUGCUCUGAGUCGCUGUGGAACUGUGGAAUGGUCUGGAGGGUAGCUGGCCGGGCCAGGAGGAAGCUAAGCCAUGAGGGGGACAAAAACCAUGGAUUUGAGGUCCUCUACCAUUGUGUGAAGCAGGGCCCUGUGGCCACCAAGGAGCUGGCUGACUUCAUUAGGGAAAGGGCCAGCAUUGAAGAGACAUACUCGAAGGCCAUGGCCAAACUGUCCAAGCUGGCCAGCAACGGGACGCCCAUGGGGACCUUCGCCCCGCUCUGGGAGGUCUUCCGUGUGUCCUCGGACAAGCUGGCCCUGUGCCACCUGGAGCUGACUCGGAAGCUGCACGACCUCCUCAAGGAUGUGCUCCGCUAUGGCGAGGAGCAGCUCAAGGCCCACAAGAAGUGCAAGGAGGAGGUUCUGGGCACUGUGGAUGCAGUGCAGGUGUUGGCAGGCGUGGGUCAGCUCCUGCCAAAGUCUCGCGAGAAUUACUUGAGCCGCUGCAUGGACCUGGAGCGGCUGCGCAGGGAGAACACCAGCCAAAAGGAGAUGGACAAGGCGGAAACGAAAAGCAAGAAGGCUGCUGACAGCCUUAGGCGCUCCGUGGAUAAGUACAACUCAGCCCGCGCAGACUUCGAGAUCAAGAUGCUUGACUCUGCGCUGCGCUUUCAGGCCAUGGAGGAGGCACACCUGCAGCACAUGAAGGCCUUGCUGGGCUCCUAUGCACACUCUGUGGAGGACACCCACGUGCAGAUUGGGCAGGUGCACGAGGAAUUUAAGCAGAACGUGGAAAAUGUGACUGUGGACAUGCUGCUCAGGAAGUUUGCAGAGAGCAAGGGCACCGGGCGGGAGAAACCGGGGCCUCUGGACUUCGAAGCAUACAGCUCAGCGGCCCUGCAGGAAGCAAUGAAACGUCUCCGAGGAGCCAAGGCCUUCCGCCUUCCAGGACUGAGCCGGAGGGAGCCCCGUGCAUCUGUUGACUUCCUGGAGUCUGAUUUGGGGGUUCCUCCCGAGGUGGAUGACGAAGGCUUCAGUGUGCGCCCCGAUGUGUCUCAGAACAGUGCGGCCGCGCCCCCGAGGUUCUCCUCUAGUGACUCAGAUUUCGACGAUGAGGAGCCCAGAAAGUUCUACGUGCAUAUCAAGCCCGCCCCCAUGCGUGCUGUGGCCUGCAGCUCCGAGGCUGCAGCCGCCCAGCUCAGGGCCACAGCUGGCAGCCUCAUCCUCCCUCCAGGCCCAGGGGGCACCAUGAAACGUCACUCCUCACGGGAUGCUUCUGGGAAGCCGCAGAGACCUCGGUCGGCCCCACGCACGGGCAGCUCUGUGGAGAAGCCAUCGGCCUCCGAGGAGCCGCUGUCCAAGAGCCUCUUUGGGCCGCCACUGGAGUCUGCCUUCGACCACGAGGACUUCACGGGUAGAGGGGGCUCCAGCAGCCUGGGCUUCACAUCCAGCCCUUCUCCUUUCUCAUCCUCUUCCCCUGAGAACGUGGAGGACUCAGGCCUGGACUCUCCGUCGCACGCUGCCCCUGGCCCGUCCCCUGAGUCCUGGGUCCCCCGGCCGGGCACCCCACAGAGUCCACCCACCUGCAGGGCACAGCAUUCCGAAGCCAGGGGACCAAUGCCCCGUGCACCUUCGCCAGGUCCGUGGGGGCCAGAGGCAGGCGCAGACUCCACGUCAACUGCUGACUCCACCAGGGAAGGCCUGGCUGCGCCACCAAGGAGGCCUCGGUCCAGGAAGGUGUCCUGUCCACUCACCAGGAGCAAUGGCGACCUGGUGGGUGACAUGCUGGUGAGGCAGUGUGAGGAAGCGGCGGCCUCUGCCAGCAGCUCUGGCAGCUCUCAGUCCCAAUUCUCUUGUGCCCUGCAGUGCCGGUCACUCAGCCCCUCCCCGCUGGGAUCUUCCGCCCCUGGCAUCACCCCGGACCGGCCCAGCUUCUCCACCCAGAUGGGACAUGGCAUCUCCCGAGGCCCCAGCCCUGUGGUUCUAGGCUCGCAGGACACCCUGCCAGUGGCCACGGCCUUCACUGAGUAUGUCCAUGCCUAUUUCCGAGGCCACAGCCCCAGUUGCCUGGCUCGAGUCACCGGGGAGUUGACCAUGACCUUUCCUGCGGGAAUCGUUCGUGUGUUCAGUGGGACCCCGCCCCCGCCCGUCCUCAGCUUCCGGCUGGUGCACACGGCCCCUGUGGAACACUUCCAGCCCAACGCUGACCUGAUCUUCAGUGACCCCUCCCAGAGUGACCCAGAGACCAAAGACUUCUGGCUGAACAUGGCGGCGCUGACGGAGGCCCUGCAGCACCAGGCGGAGCAGAACCCCACCGCCUCCUACUACAACCUAAUGCUGCUGCGGUACCAGUUCUCCCGCCCUGGACCCGAGUCAGUGCCCCUGCAAAUGAGCGCCCACUGGCAGUGCGGGCCCACGCUCACAAGGGUCUCGGUGGAGUACAGCUACCGUGCAGGCGCCACCGCCGUGUCCACACCGCUCACUAACGUCCAGAUCCUGCUGCCCGUGGGGGAGCCAGUGACCAGUGUGCGCCUGCAGCCUGCUGCUACUUGGAACACAGAGGAAAAGAGGUUCACAUGGAAGCUUCCAGAUGUGUGUGAGGCAGGGGGCUCGGGCCACCUGUCUGCCAGCUGGCAGCCUCAGUCGGGACCCAGUACCCCAAGCCCGGUGGCCGCGCAGUUCACCAGCGAGGGCGCCACGCUGUCUGGCCUGGACCUGGAGCUGCUGGGUGGCGGCUACCGUAUGUCCCUGGUGAAGCGGAGAUUUGCCACAGCAGGGAUGUACCUCGCCAGCUGCUGAGGUGCUCACCCUCUUGCCGAGGCUCCCCUGGGCAGGACUCUGGACAGGUGUCUCCAUCCUAGCCUGGCUGAGCCAACUGCUCCGUCCUCAAGCAGGCCCUGGCCUUUUAGUAUUCUUUAAAUAAAGUUUUCUAGCAAAAUAAA
Messenger RNA from Meriones unguiculatus (Mongolian gerbil), 3131 nucleotides. RefSeq names its product FCH and mu domain containing endocytic adaptor 1 (gene Fcho1). Gene Ontology annotation, biological process: clathrin coat assembly; clathrin-dependent endocytosis. The coding region runs from base 202 to 2988 and encodes 928 amino acids. The transcript has 25 exons. Gene Ontology annotation, cellular component: clathrin-coated vesicle; cytoplasm; clathrin-coated pit. The record is from RefSeq and is a predicted model, not a curated record. Lineage: Eukaryota; Metazoa; Chordata; Mammalia; Rodentia; Muridae.